UUGAACUCCACACUGUCGACAGAUUCGCUGCAUCCAUUUGCUAGUUUCAGUGAACCGCGGAACGUCAACGGAGUAAUAGCCCAAAUUCGCCGAACUGCCGUUUCGGUCUUCCUGCUCGAAGUGGUAUUCGCUGUGUUUCCUCACCUCUGGCAUAGUGCAAUCAUUUAAAUCGAUGUCAGUGAGUUCAACUCGGAAUGCCGUGUGUUUGCAGUAUAUACUUUUUCGCUGAGUGUUAACCAAUUGCUAUACGUGGAGAAUUCGUAGUUACGCUAAUUUUCCUAUAUAUUUUCCGUUAAUAACACGGGUUCAAUUCAGAUGCAGAUCUUACAUGCAGAUAUAUCCAUCAAAAAUGACAUAUUCCAGUAAUAACCAUAAUCAUCAAAUUUUAUGAAGUGCUUCCGAAAGUUUCGGGUGUUCAGAUGUUAUAACAUAGAUAUCGUCUGGCAGAUAUGAGCAACCGCCUCUUACAGGAUUAUUUGUGUACUGUGUGAUAUAGGAGACGCAGCAGUGAAACUCGAUGUGUUGGUGUUGAUUGGUUCUAUAAGCAUUUAAAUACCUGCGAAUGUGCAUGCCUGCACUUCACAAGGAUUAGAUGUACGAUCCUGACCACUAUUGAUGUGAUGUGAUGCAGCUAGUGGUCGCGGAGGUAAUUCCUAACACAGAUCCAGUGCAGUGCUAGAUAGGCUUAGCAUUCGUUCGUCAGUGAGCUGUGAAUGUGAUUGAUUAUAGAUUGCAGUUGUGCGAACGGGGAAUAAAUUAUUCAUUUAUAACAAGACCGAGUGGCGUCGUCGACGGUCGGCGUAUCAAAAGGGGAGCACUGAAAUUGGUUCGUGUGAGAUAAAAGGGAUUAUGCUGUUUACUGGUACACCAGAAAUCGACAGCAGCCUGAUGCUGUACGAUGCUAGUUGUUGGUAUAUGUGGUAGUUAACCUAUUGGACUACAACGAAUAGUAAUAAUUGUGCUAUUUUAAUAAAUGAAACCAUCCAAAUACUAAUCAACAGCAGCGAUUUCACGGUACAUGAUUAUUUGAAGAACAACUAAAUAAACGCGAACUGUGCUUCAUAGUUUCAUGUCGUUCUAACAUGUGUCUAUGUAACUAUGGGUUAUUGUCUGAAUAAUGUACAAUUUUGGUUCAAAAUAACACAAAAAUUUAAGUGAAAAGGAAAAAAACCUUACUGUGUGAUUGUCACUGGUGGAUCCCGCGAACGUUGUUGUAUGAAAAAUGAAAAGGUGCCGUGUAUCGGAUCAAGUUAAUGUUAUGGUGGAAUUCGAAAUUUGUUCAUACACAAGCUGGAUUUCGUACCUUCACCAAUGUUUGAAAAAAAUUACCAUUUGAAUUAUUUCAGAGAAACUGUGGAUUCAAAAUGAAAACUAAUUUAUUUCAUCUAAUCUUUUAAGCUACUUGAGCCAUUUGCGUCCGCCCCCUCAUCCUUCCCACAACUGACGUCGAAGAUUCAUUUCCUGCUAGGCCAGGUCUGGAAAGGAAACAUUCACAAAUUCAUCUUCACACACUCGCACGCUUCAGCCAAGGAGUCAUAAACCGCAACGGUUCUGUCUUUCGGAAGGAGCUCGGCUUUUCAAUGUGGCAAUAUAACUCGUGGCGUAAAGGAUUAUAUCAAUUGAAAUCCGAAACAGUGAUAAAAGUGUAACCUUCCUGAAUUGUUGCUGAAGAUCAAACUUUGUCAUUUCCAACACCGGUCGCUGAUAAAAGUCCUGAUGGACCGUUCCGACGCUAGAUCGAGUAUGAAUAUUCAGUAUAGAUUUACAUCCAACUAGAGGACAUCGGUGAAGACACACUCAUCAACAAACAGAGGCAGAUUGGAAUUAGCUGCUGCACCACGGUGGCAGCAUGAAGCAUUACAAACUGCAACGCAAGUACCACCAGCAACUGCGAAGGUACCAGCAAACGGGAGGUUGUGAAUAUAAAAUAGUUAGUGGAAAUUGAGUUACGCAACUGAUUUAAUCGAAUUAGACAUGUUGCUUUGAUAAGACAUUUUCCACAUCCAUUUCACCAAUAUCCUUCCGAGGCGUGGCUACGAAAACCGUGUGUCACGUAGGUGAAGGACAGUAGCAUCAAACGUUGGAAGCUGUGGAAUAAGCAGAAGAAGCGGACAAACAAAAAUUAAUUCAAGCACAGAACAAAUAUGAACACGAAGCCACCUCUCCAAGUUCCUAACUUCAUCGGUAGUAGCACCUCAUCUAGACCACAAAGUCCCUCACUGUGCUUCUCAACUUCUUCGUCGAAGGCCGAAAAAAAUGAACCGGUGACGUUGUGUGGAUGCCGCCGUGCCCCGAGAUCACAAUGUUUUUCUGCAAUUGGUGUAUUGAUUCUGGUGCUGGCGUAUACCGCAGUUGGUUCCCUACUGUUCGUCACGCUGGAAGGAGAUGCAGACGAUGGCGACAUGAUAGAAAGUUCGGUAGCAGCGUCUAAACCAUAUCCUAGACACGAUGUAGUUAGCUCAGAUAUAAGACUAAAAACUGUAGAUCGGCUGUGGUCCAUUACGGAAGACCUAAAUAUAUUAUACAAAGAAAAUUGGACACGACUUGCGGCCCAGGAAGUGCAACAUUUUCAGGACACCAUCUUGAGAGCAGUACGGGCAUCCAGAUCGCAGCAAGUAACCAACACUCAGAAUAACACCAAGCCCUACAAGUGGACCUACGCUUCGGCAUUUUUGUAUUCGUUAACUCUGAUAACCACCAUCGGUUACGGUGGCAUUUCACCACGCACACAAUGGGGCAGAAUAGCAGCGCUAAUUUAUGCUCUGUUUGGCAUUCCGAUUAUCCUGCUGUACCUCUCUGCAAUGGGAGAAGGUCUGUCCGGUGCGAUGCGUUGCCUGUUCCGACGCAUGCGACCGUCAUCACACACGUCAUCGAACAGCGCAAGCACAAACUCCAGCUUGAGUGGCAAUUCAGCAAUAAACAGUAAAUCUUCCAGUACGGAACUACAGAAACGAUCACAACAACCACAACAAAGUAGCAGUUAUCAUCAGACGUGGACAGGAAUACAUGAUCCGCAUGGUUACGGAGGUGGGAGUGUAUCUGGCCUUGGUGGCGCUAGUUUAAGCGCAAGUAACGGGGUGGUAGCAGCGAGAGGGAAUAGCAGCAGCAAACAUAAUCAAUCAGUCGUACCAAUAUCAAUCUGUAUUAUGAUUCUAAUUUGUUACGUAACGUUGGGUGCUGUUCUGUUCCACAAAAUUCAACCCUGGGGUGUAUUGGAGAGUUUAUACUUCUGCUUUACCUCGCUCGGUACAAUCGGCUUUGGCGAUUUAGUGCCAACUGGGGACAUUUCCCAGUAUGCUGCCUCAGCAUACAUUGUUAUUGGCAUGGCGGUGGUAGCAAUGUGCUUCAGUCUUAUACAGACCGAACUGAUAGUAUGGUUGAAGAAAUUUGCCACUCCCGAAUCGCUCCCAUCGUCAACAGAGGACGUAGCUCUUGUGUCGGUCGCAAUGACGCCAAUAAAGUCCUGACAAAGGCCCACCGAUAUUUUGCCUAAUGAGUACAACUCAUUGCCACGUCGGUCGACCGCUUUUCAGCGAAACACGCCAGCCAGACGCUCAGCUGGCAUAAUGGAAAAUCAUGUUGAAUACUUCGUACCCAGGAGUGUGAGUGAGUUCAACCUCUCUGGGGUGGGAGAUUUGGCCCUUCCACCAGCCAAACGUAGCAUGGUAACGCACGCCGACAGCUCAACGAUGAUAACGAUACCGAAGCCGCGAGAAAAAAUGGUAACAUUCGAAGAUGAAUCAAAAUGUCCCCAUGGAUUACCGACAACGCCCCGGAAAACUGCUCUGGCUAAUGAUGUUUUUAUGUGACGGGAAGGCUCCUGAGAUGAAACCAUUCAAUCCCCUGGAGAUAUUAUCAAAGUCUGAUAGGGACUGUCGUCUCUCUUUCCCGAAUCCUCCCCUCCAAUACAGAAAUAAGCUCAUUCCUUCACUGAAGCCUCAUCCACUGAUAUGAUGCUCAUGUUUAGAAAUUGGAGUGAACAUACCUAGAUGUAAACACUCUAAAAGGCCAAUGAGUGUCAAACUGAAAUAAAACAUGAUUCAGCUCUAGUUAUACCACAGUUAGGCUCUCUCCUAAUGUUCGUAAUUUGAGCGCGGCGGGAUGGAACAUUUCAAAUGAACUGGCGUAUGUUUAUUAGAACUGCAACUAUUUUUGAAAAUAACUUAGCUUUCUUCUCGUUAAUGCUAGAAACUCUAUUUUUUAUCAAACUCAGGCUAAAGAACCUAAACCUAAAAUUGUUUCGUAAAGACUAACAGUACAGUAACGGUAUUGUCAAGAGAUUUGUCGUUAUUCCGCCACAAUUUUUUUUCGACUCUAUUUCAAAACUCUAGCUGAAAUUAAGCAUUAUUAUUAAAUAUACAAAAGCCCGAGAACCACUUGAUGAUGGCUAAAUCAUUAUUCUCAAUUAAAAGGAACUACAAUCAUGAGACAGCUUUUAAACACCGUAUUAGUUAGAACUUUCGAAAUCAAGAUAGCGAAACUAAAAAUCGGAAUUUAUGUUGCACUGAUAUUACAAUAGAACAAACCUGUUUAUUGCAAUGAAAUAAAAUGUCAUCCAUUCUUUCGUGCUCAGGUUUAAGUACAUACAUGUCUUAUAGUAUAGUGAGACAAGUCCAUGUUUACACUCUAACAGGUGUCAAAACGUGACUUAUUAAAAGUCUUUAUACACAAUACCAGAGCCUGGCGUGAUACGACAAAGUGUACGAAUUAUAUAACAUAAAAUCCGGUAACCUCACAAUACGAGGCCAAAUAGCGCAGAAGCAUUUAUGUUGAUUACCUUUUUCAUCGAAGCCAAAAUAACAAAAUAACACAUAUUCAGCUCAAACGAUCUUAAGCAACACACUCAACAAUUUUCUUUUAUUUUGUUUCUUCAUUACUAACAAAACAUUUAUGGUGUUUUGAAGCAUGAAUACAAAACUAUGAAAAUCAAUGCAUUCAAAAAAACAAGUUUGGAAAAGAGCUAACAACGCGAAAGUGUAAAAUCAAUCGAAAGAAAGCUCUGCAUUAUAAACGAAACUUCUUCUGAAGUACAACCCUGAAUGAUUAUUGUUUUUAUUCAUCAGAAUUACGUUCGAGAAUAGUAACAGCCAACGUGACAAACCAUUAAAUCAAUGCGCACCAGACUAAAAUUGAAUAAAAUGACAGAGGUGUAUCGUACCUAACCGUAAAAGUACGUUUAAAAUAGUCAAAAAAGAAAACAGCUAAAAAAACUCUAAAUAAACUGAAACCAAGAGAAA
Wyeomyia smithii (pitcher-plant mosquito) is the source of this 5237-nucleotide messenger RNA. RefSeq names its product potassium channel subfamily K member 10-like. Bases 2145 to 3467 code for a protein of 440 amino acids. Gene Ontology annotation, biological process: stabilization of membrane potential; potassium ion transmembrane transport. Gene Ontology annotation, cellular component: membrane. The record is from RefSeq and is a predicted model, not a curated record. Lineage: Eukaryota; Metazoa; Arthropoda; Insecta; Diptera; Culicidae. Gene Ontology annotation, molecular function: potassium ion leak channel activity. The transcript is spliced from 9 exons.